Messenger RNA from Frankliniella occidentalis (western flower thrips), 1111 nucleotides. Its product is annotated as cation-dependent mannose-6-phosphate receptor. Lineage: Eukaryota; Metazoa; Arthropoda; Insecta; Thysanoptera; Thripidae. The record is from RefSeq and is a predicted model, not a curated record. The coding region runs from base 147 to 944 and encodes 265 amino acids. Gene Ontology annotation, biological process: protein targeting to lysosome. Gene Ontology annotation, cellular component: trans-Golgi network. The transcript is spliced from 6 exons.
AGGGAUGGAGAGGGGUGGGGAAAGAAGGAAGGAAGAUGGUUAAAGGGGUUGUUUAAAGAAGAGCGGAAAAAAUGAAAAUGGGAGUUGAUUAAUGUAUUUUCUCACACUCUAAGCCCAAAGUGUCGUUUGUAGUAUCAUGAAGAGUCAUGAACCUGAAAACAAACUUACGUUUUGCAACAAUUUUUUAUUGGUUGACAAGUGUAUUAUGUUCUUCACAAUAUUGUGAUCUUAAAUUUAAUUCACCAGACAGGGAAGCGAGGAUUCUACAUGGUUUAGCUGAUGUUGGAUUUACAACAGAAAGUUAUGACACUGGCUACAGAACAGAAUAUACAGUUGGAGUCUGUGGCAAUGUCUCUAAAACAGAUCGUUUGGCUGGUGUACUUCAAAACGGCACAACCGUUCUGGGGCGUGUUAAUAACACAAAUGUUGUCAAAGGAGGGGAUUGGAUGAUAAUGACAUUUGGUAGUGGUGAUUACUAUCCAGAUAAAAGUAACUGCAGUGGUCCCCGUGUUGCAUUUGUAUUGAUUAAUUGCAAUCACAAUUUCAGUGAAGAGAAUUCCCUCAGAUUUAUAAAAGAAGUCAUUCAAGAACACAACAAAACACAACAAAGCCAGGAGAAAAAUAAUUGUUUUUUCAUGUUGGAAAUUCAUUCUCAGUUGGUGUGCAAUAAGCCUGAGAAAAUAGGAGGAGGAACAAUAUUUUCUAUUCUGCUACUUCUUCUAAUACUUGGCUACAUUGUUGGAGGAACGCUUUAUCAGAGAUUGGUUUUGGGAGCCAAAGGUUUGGAACAAAUACCAAAUUACACUUUUUGGAGAACUGUAUGUGAAAACAUCCAGGGUGUAUGCAGUCGAAUUCUUCAUCAGAAGAGUAGUACACACAACACUUCAUGGGAAAAUCUUGGGCCCAGAGUGGAGAGGGACGACGAUUCUCUUUUACCUCCGUAAGCUUUAGUAAUUGUUUUGCAAUAGUCUUACCAAGUGAACUUUAUAUAGGUGAUACAGUUGUCCGAUUUUGAAAUUAUUGAAUGUGAUAACCAACGCAGCCUGCCCAAGGGCUAUCCACAGAUAAGAAAACUGUUAUAAUUCACAAAUUAAAGACAUAUCUAAUAUUG